AUGGGUGAUACGCAAAGUCGGCGGCAGGCGUACCAGGUCGAGCGCGAGGAGCAAAGGGCGAGUAGGAGUAGGACCCCGGAGCUACAGUUAUUGGCCUCACCGCUAGUGUCAGCCGCGGGAUCCAUGGGACCGACGGUGUCCCCCGUGGUAUCGCCGGGGUACACCGAGGCGGAAAGUGACCUAGAAUUGGUGAGCUGGGAGCCGGCGCCACGGAGAAAACGCGCACGCGAGGCGAAGCGCGAGGAGCCCCGGACCAGCAGACGUGAGGAGCCCCACACCAAGCGCGAGGAGCCCCGGACCAGCAGACGCGAGGAGCCCCGCACCAGCAAGCGCAAGGAGCCCCGGACCAGCAGGCGCGAGGAGCCCCGGACCAGCAAGCACGAAGAGCCCCGCACCGGCAAGCGUGAGAAGCCCCACCCCAGCAAGCGCGAGGAGCGGCCUGAGGGUGGAAGGAGGGGGCGCACGGAGACGCGGAAGGAGGAGCCCAGUGAGCGGGCCUCGAAGCGGGCGUCCCCGCGUUCGACGCGUACGGCCAAGGAAGAGGAGUCGUCGGCACGCACAAGGGGGAGGUCGACGGCGCGGCGAGGGGAUCAGCGGCCGACAGACCCACAGGUCGAGGAGCCGCAGCCAACGCCGACCGAAACCGCGGUCAAAGAGCCGCAGACAACGCCGACCGAAACCGCGGUCAAAGAGCCGCGGGCAACGCAGGCCGACAUCGCGGAAAACAACGCGGCCGCUGAGGCACGACGCCUCGCGGAAUGGCACCGGCGGUUCGCGCUGGCCGCGGCGGCGGAGGAGCGGAGGCAACGGCGUGUAUGGGAGGACGCCUUGUCGCUGGCAAAGAGGCUGAAGACCACGCAGGAGGCUGAAAAGGCGGCGCAAGAAGCGGAGGCGGAGCGCCACAAACGGGACGUCGCGCACCAAUGGCGGUACGGGCUGGCGGUGAUCUCCAGCGAUGAGGAGGAGACGGAGUGCCCACCAGCGCCGAAGGCGGCUCGAGUCCAGUCGCCCGAAAAGGAGUGGCAGGAGAGGCUACGACGAGCCGAGGUGGAGGAGGAAGAGCUCUGGCAGCCACCCCCUGAACACGUCGAGUCCGAGGAGGAGCCACGGCCGCAGGCCCCACCGUCACCGGGGGCAGAGGAAGAGCUGUUCCAGCGUCGGCCGCCGGCUGACAACGCGCGUGGUCAAGGGGGUCAGCAGCAGCAGCAUCAGCAGCAGCAGCAGCACUGGCACGGGCCACAGGGAGCCGCCAUACGCGGUACGAGACGGCAUGAUCCCGGGCAAGAGGCGAGGGAGGCUCGACUGUGGGAGGAGGCACCAUGCGCCAGUGACGAGCGGGACCCGAGGCGGCGGGCACGGCCACAGGAGUCGACAGGCCCAGCGGUGGCACCCACAGCCGAAGAGGUGCCCGAGGAGGCGCCCGGGGGGACGGCAGAGGUCGAGACGGAGGGUACGACGAACACGCCAACAUCACUGACGGCGGAGGGCCCAGCGGCGGCACCCGAAGUCGAGGUGGCGACCGACGGCGAAGCGGAUGACGGCGCGAGAGCAACGGCGGAAGCGAAGAAGGACGAGGCUGCGGAACAACACUCACCUGAGCCAUGA
This is a messenger RNA of Drosophila miranda, 1605 nucleotides long. Its product is annotated as serine/arginine repetitive matrix protein 1-like. Bases 1 to 1605 code for a protein of 534 amino acids. The record is from RefSeq and is a predicted model, not a curated record. The transcript has 3 exons. Lineage: Eukaryota; Metazoa; Arthropoda; Insecta; Diptera; Drosophilidae.